Molecule: messenger RNA, 1128 nt
Organism: Sander lucioperca (pikeperch)
Lineage: Eukaryota; Metazoa; Chordata; Actinopteri; Perciformes; Percidae
Gene: calb2a
Product: calbindin 2a
Exons: 11
Coding region: 161-976 (271 amino acids)
Biological process (GO): regulation of long-term synaptic potentiation; regulation of presynaptic cytosolic calcium ion concentration
Cellular component (GO): synapse; terminal bouton; cytosol
Molecular function (GO): calcium ion binding
Source: RefSeq, a predicted model, not a curated record
AGCGGCAGUGAGGCGGUGCUGCCGCUCCUGCGCCGGCGUUAAAAGGCGGCGGGCGGUGCGCAAGGGCCACAGUGUGGGGUGUGUUUGAACAAGAGACACAGAAAAGUUAGUAGCGGAUUUUUCUGGCGUCUGACCUGCAGCAGCAUCCGUCGAAAGCAUCAUGGCAAAUAAAGCACAUCAGCCUCCUCACCUGCACCUGGCCGAGGUCACCGCGUCCCAGUUCCUCGACAUUUGGAAACAUUUCGACGCUGACGGAAAUGGCUACAUUGAGGGGAAGGAGCUGGAGAACUUCUUCAGGGAGCUGGAGAUGGCCCGGAGAGGAGCAGGGGUGGACCCUUCAAACCCCAUAUUCAGAGAAAAGAUGAAGGAGUUCAUGCAGAAGUUUGACAAGAACAAAGAUGGACGAAUUGAGAUGUCAGAGCUGGCCCAGAUUCUCCCAACUGAAGAGAACUUCCUGCUCUGCUUCAGAGAGUUUGUCAGCUCCAGUGCUGAGUUUAUGGCGGCAUGGAGGCGAUAUGAUACAGAUCGCAGUGGCUACAUUGAAGCAAACGAAUUGAAGGGCUUUCUGUCAGACUUGCUGAAGAAGGCUAACAGACACUACGAUGACCAGAAGCUCCAGGAGUACACACAGACCAUACUCAGGAUGUUUGAUCUGAAUGGAGAUGGGAAGUUGGGCCUGUCAGAGAUGGCAAGGCUUCUCCCUGUUCAGGAGAAUUUCUUACUCAAAUUCCAGGGUGUCAAGUUGACUACUGAGCAGUUCAAUGCCAUUUUUGCAUUCUAUGACAAGGAUGGGAACGGCUACAUUGAUGAGCAGGAGUUGGAUGCCCUGCUACGAGACCUUUACCAGACAAACAAGAAGGAUGUGGACGUGAAGAACCUUACGGGCUACAAGCAGAGCAUCAUGACCCUGUCUGACGGAGGGAAGCUCUACCGUGGCGAGCUGGAAAUUGUCCUCUGCAGGGAGCCAAUUGUGUGACUCUUCCUCCUCUCUUGUUGUGUAUCCUCAUUUUCUCUGCCUGCCCUGUCCUGCACUCCUGAGACCACACCCACAUCCAGCUGCCUGGCAACAUAGACCAGGUGCAUGUGCCAGACACCCCCCCUAUCAUUUCCCCCAACCCCCCCUCAAGU